AUGUCUCCAAGUGGCUCCCGUAUGAUUGAUCCCAUGCGAGCUUCCACUGGCACGGUUCAGCUCAGCUCCUCUUACGAUGCGCCUACAAGUCGCCAUGGCUAUCCAAGCUAUCCUUCCAAUGUCCCUUAUACGACCUCCUACGAUCCUCGACUAGCAAGAGAACCGAGAUUGGAAGCUCAAGCGGUAUCAUCCAAGACCUAUCGAGACUCUGGUCAUUCUACCAAACUCAGGACCGAGUACGCUAUCCGUCCGAGGCAACGCAGCAGCACCACCUCCGCAGCAGACAUCCACUACACUCCGGCAAGGCUGGACGCACCCGUCUCGAGAACCUCUCCCGUGAUGGUAUCCGAUUAUCGCCGUUCGCCGAGUCCUCUCCAUACCCAGGACCGCUAUCUGGUGCCUGCGUCCUCUCCCCGACACCAUCGCCGCCAUCCUCUCUCGCAUACGGAUUAUGCGAGCGACACGGGGCGGUUGGACCCGAACGAACGGGCAAUCAGAGCCCGAAUGGCUCAUAAUGCCUAUCGUGGCUAUGAACCGAAUGACAGAUGGCGAUACCCGCCCACUGGCGGUCUUCGAAAGGGCGAAGAUAUCGAUGAUUACGACGCCUACUCUUAUACCAACCCUCGUGAACAAUUUGAGAAGGACUCUGCUGCGAGGUUGCGUAAUGACCGAACUGCAUACCGCAAGGACAGACCCCUAAGUUUGACCGGAAUCGACGAUCCUCAAUUGCUCCCCAGGAAAGAACCCCGGGCCCUUGGCCCGCCUCCGUCCCAGAGAGGAUUUGACAAACUCGAUCGCGAUAGGCGCAUUCGACACUCUACCCAGAGCUCUGUGGGCAGUGAUGUUGAGUUGUCGAGACCGCGCCGGCGGUCGCGCCACCGAGCCCCGGUCUCGUUGCACCAGGAUCAUGACGAGGGUUAUUCUUCAUACAGAGAUGAUUACGAGGAGGGCCACCGCCGUCACCGCCGCCAUAGAAGGCCAGAGGACGAUCGAAGCAGCCGCCAUUCAUAUGACGACCACUCGCCCCGAGCUUCUUCUAGCAAAGAUCUGGCGGUUUUGGGGGCUGGGACUGGCCUGGGAACGGCGGGCCUAGCCAGCGGCUAUUCGGACGACUUUGAUUAUGGCCUCUCUCCGCGGACGGAUCGGCAUCCCCGUGAGAUCGAGGAGCGCGAGCACAGGCGUCGCAGUCGAUCGCGCAGGCCGUCUCGACGUCGCGUGGAAACCGACUCGGACGCGUACUCUUCAGAUGAAGACCUAAAGAAAUACCGACGAGAACCAUCGGCGCGUCGAAAACCAAGCUCAGAAUCCUCGGGCAGUAACAGUGACCGACAUUCACCGUAUCUGACGGUCGACCAUCCACGGCGGCGACGAUCGCAUUCGCGUCACCGCAAACUGGAAGCUCCUCCGGCACAUGAAUCCAGCCCCAAAGAGCUUCCCGGCCGCCAGGAUGAUCCCAAGAGGCCUGAAUCUACAUCCUCGAAGGAGCCGGACGCUCCGCCCAAGGGAAUCCUGAAACCUCCCAAGGAGAAAUUCCCCGAAGAGCCUAAUCCGGUCAGGGAAGGUGUAGCGCCCUUGAAGGACGCCCAUAAGAAGGGCAUCCCCCCCGGUGCCCGAUGGACCAAGGUUGAUCGUCGGCUGGUCAACCCUGCAGCUUUGGAAGCAGGACAAGAACGGUUUGAGGAACGAGCGGAUUAUGUCAUUGUCUUACGGGUCCUGAGCAAAGAAGAAAUUCAGGCGUACGCGGUGAAGACCCAGGAAAUCCGAGACGCCCGUUACCAUGAGUAUAUCCGGGAGCGCCGCCGGCGUCGCGAAGAAGAUCGCCGACGCGGACUGAAAGUGGAUGACUUCUCCAGUGACGACGAAGAGGACGAUGACGAUGCUCCGUUGGCUAUCGAGGGUCCGGCUGAGCCGAAAUCUGCCUCUCGAGCAUCAAACACAGGAGUAGAGCCUGCGAAAGCAGCGGUAUGA
Molecule: messenger RNA, 1968 nt
Organism: Aspergillus melleus
Lineage: Eukaryota; Fungi; Ascomycota; Eurotiomycetes; Eurotiales; Aspergillaceae
Exons: 2
Coding region: 1-1968 (655 amino acids)
Source: RefSeq, a predicted model, not a curated record